AUGCCUCUGCCAUCGCCUCUCUCACCUCGUUCAGCUGCCGUCGAGCCAGGGUCAGCUGCCCCAUCGCCUGUGGUGGCGCUCUUCUCUUCAUCUUCACACAACGACUCCGUAACAAGCAACUUCGCUUUGACCAGUCCAACCUGGGCCCCCGCAAAUCACUCCCUCUGCCGCCGCAACAGCCUCGCCACACCAGUCACAUCUCCUCAACAAGCUUCGUUCUUGGUGCGCACGCCUGAGCAAGCAUACUUCCAGAGACCUCCCAUGAGUUCAAACUCAUGCGCAGAUGGUCGCCAGAGUCGCCUUUCCUUACGCAGCAGCGCUGGCAUUGACCGUGUCCUCGCUCUCCCUCUGCGCAUCGAUACAAGCUUCUACGAUCCCCCCUCACAGGACGAAGACGUGCCGCCUUCAACAGCCUUGUUUCGUAGUGAGAAGAUGGACUGGACACCGGACUCGCUGUCAUCGCCGCCGUCACGGUCGCCACGGUUAUCUCACACCGACAACCAUACCCGUAGCCGCAGCCGCAGCCGGAGCUUGAGCACUAAGGCCAUCGGUAGCGGAAGAUCACAGCCUCUCUCUUCCACAUCUCCACGCUCACCUAUCCGCAAACGCCAACAGCGGUCGGCACGUCCUCACUUGUCCUCCCUCGUCCUCCCACCGCCACCACGGUACCACGUCAUCGUAUCAGAUCACGCGCUAUCGCCCGACUCUCUCCGCGCAAGGAUCCAGUACGUGCAAAGUGUCCAACACCUGCGCGCCCCGCUUGUGCCACUGAUCUCCGUGAGCACCGGCCUUCCACACCCCUCGUUCCCCACGAAUCUACUGCAAUACCACCUCCUCACGCACGACCAGCUGGACAGUCUCGCGAGAUGGUACCACCAAGUCACUCCCGCCGUGGACGAGACGUUCAUGUACCCUGGUUGGAUCCCCGCAUGGACGUCUCUCGACGAGGAGGACGGAAGUGGAGCGUCGGUUCGGAACAACGUCGUGCUAGACAACGUAGCGGGCGAAGGUGAAGGUGUGCGCGAGGGGGGAGUGGAUCUCGAAACCAAGAGGCGUCGAUUCGGGAGGUUCAUCGGCUUAAGGGGCUGCGAGAGUCCAGUGCCUAGUGGUCCCGAGGACGAGACGCCCAGUGAGUUGGCGAGACGCAUGGAGCGCGAGUGGAGGCGCGCUUUGGAAAAGGCAGAGGACGAUGAGAGGAUGUGGGAGAAGAGUUGGAGGGGAAGGUGGUAG
This is a messenger RNA of Exophiala spinifera, 1230 nucleotides long. RefSeq lists its product as uncharacterized. NCBI's taxonomy places the organism in Eukaryota, Fungi, Ascomycota, Eurotiomycetes, Chaetothyriales, Herpotrichiellaceae. The transcript has a single exon. The record is from RefSeq and is a predicted model, not a curated record. Bases 1 to 1230 code for a protein of 409 amino acids.